This is a messenger RNA of Ochlerotatus camptorhynchus, 4891 nucleotides long. RefSeq names its product Neuroligin 3 (gene Nlg3). The transcript is spliced from 11 exons. Bases 1108 to 3744 code for a protein of 878 amino acids. Lineage: Eukaryota; Metazoa; Arthropoda; Insecta; Diptera; Culicidae. Gene Ontology annotation, biological process: presynaptic membrane assembly; chemical synaptic transmission; postsynaptic membrane assembly. Gene Ontology annotation, cellular component: cell surface; synapse; plasma membrane. Gene Ontology annotation, molecular function: signaling receptor activity; neurexin family protein binding. The record is from RefSeq and is a predicted model, not a curated record.
GUAUUCCGAGAUAGGCCGUACAUUCGCGACCUGCCCUACAACAGGCAGAACAACGGUCAGGGUGCGCCGCUGUGCGGGGACUUACUUGUGGCACCGUGGGUUUGUGUAGGUGUGAAAGCAUUCCACCCGAAAGAGCCUCUGAAACGAUGUGCCCUGUGGGGUGAAAUGGCUGUGGAAAAAAGCAGUGCACCAAUGGGAGGGCAAGAUUUUGCUUAGCCUGCUUGCUCGUACCUACGUUGUUCGGUGUAGUGAAUUAUGUCAAAUUAUUGUCGUUACUAGUAGGCCGAGUACAGAGUUCAUGUUUGUACGAAUCGCUUACAAGGGAAAGCGUACAAUUGCAAUGGAUAUAAUGCGGAUUACUUCAUGCUGGAUACAGUCACAAGGAUACGGAUAGCAAUCGAUGGGAUUUUCUAGUAAAAAAGCAGCAGUGAUUUUGGGCUGCUAGGCGACCGUGGAUUUACAGUUUGCGAAUAUUGAUUUAUGGAUGCCUCCGUGGAAAGAACACCACAAGGAUAUAUAGAAAAGGAUACAUGUACGUGCAAGGAAUGAGAGCACGACGUCUGUGUGGUGUGUUUGAUACUGCCAAGUGAAACGAUGCUAUGAAGAGAAAAGAAAAUCCAUACCAAGGCACACAAAAAAAGGUUAAAAUGUUAUUGAGCAUGUCAGAAGUGCAAGAGCUUCAGGUGGAAUGAGAGAUAGUGAAACCAGAGUGGUACGGUGGAGUCUUUCAGUGAUUAGUGAGAGUAAAUGAUAGAUUAAUUGCAGGAUGAGUGGUAAUCAAGCGUAAAUCAAUCGAAUUACUAUCUGAUGGGAUCGGUUCAAUUCACUUUCCGUCGGGAGUGAUUCCAAGAAGUUCAAAACAAAGAAAAAUACUACUCUGUUAGUGCGAUGUCCUUCGUCAGGUGACCAAUCAGUGCUUGUGUGGAGAGAAGAAAUCCUAGAAAAAUGAAAAUGUCACGAUUCACGAGUAGAUGUGAUAAUGAUGCAGUAGAGUGUUAAACGUGCGAGAUAGAGAGAAGAAAAAAGUAAUUCCAUAAAGAGAAGAACGGAUGAUUCUUCCAAGUGUAAAAAUGCCGUCAAUGAUCAAGUAGCGUGACCAGCAUAAACAUGUUGAUAUCACUGGUAUUAAUAAUUCCCCUAUUCACCCCGAUUAUAUCCGGCGGUGGAGGUGAUGAAAAUGAUUCCGUAAAGAAGACGACUUCGCGCGUUGUGCAUAUUAAAUACGGUUCGGUGUCUGGUACUAUCGAACAUUUGGAUGGGAGACAUCUGGACCCGGUGGAAGCGUUUCGGGGGAUUCCCUAUGCUUCGCCCCCGAUCGGUAACCUUCGGUUCAUGCCACCGGUUACAGGUGCCCUCUGGUCCGGUGUGAAAAAGGCAGAAAGGUUCAGUCCAGUCUGCCCACAACGUCUUCCAGACAUUGCCAACGAAACUGCGGCGCUGGAGCGAAUGCCUCGUGGUAGAUUAGAAUAUUUAAAACGACUCUUACCACACCUAAGAAAUCAAUCAGAAGAUUGCCUGUACUUGAAUAUCUACGUCCCAACCCAAGCUGGCUCACGAGAGAGUUCCGGCGCUCAAAAGUAUUCAGUAAUGGUGUUCGUCCAUGGUGAAUCGUACGAAUGGAACAGCGGAAACCCAUACGAUGGAUCCGUUCUUGCCAGCUUCGGGCAGAUUUUAGUAGUUACAAUCAAUUACCGAUUAGGAAUAUUAGGGUUUUUAAAUGCCAAUAUUGACCGGUUCUCGAAAGCGCCGGCCAACUACGGUCUGAUGGAUAUCAUCGCGGCACUCCAUUGGAUACAGGAGAACAUCGAAGGCUUCGGGGGUGACCCGCGGAGCGUGACACUGGCCGGCCACGGGACUGGUGCUGCGUGUGUUCAUUUUCUCAUAGCUUCGGCUGCCGUGCCAGAAGGACUCCUAUUUCAUCGGGCAAUCCUGAUGUCGGGAUCUGCUCUGGCCCCGUGGUCGCUCGUCGGUGAACCGGCCAAGUUCGCUGCGUAUGUUUCACAUCACGUAAAUUGCUCACCUGACCUACCUCAUCAGUUGCUGCUCAAGUGUUUGCGAGACAAGCCGCUCGGUGAUAUCAUGUCGACGCCGGUUCGAGUGCCGGACUUUGGAAACGCCUUCGGCCCCAGUGUCGACGGAGUAGUCAUCGACACUGGUGAAAUACAGCAAAUGGAUGGAUCGCAUUACAGUGAUUAUAGUGUGCCGUCGGCACCGAAACCGUCAGCCCAUCUUCACAACACGCUCAACACGAUAAACGCAAUUCUCUUGCGUAAAUUAGCUAUUAACAAAUUGUCCAAAUACGACAUGCUGGUUGGCGUUACUAGGGCGGAAGCCUAUUUUGUCUUUAACUCGGAAGACGUUCAGUACGGCAUCGAAGCCGACAGGAGAUCGAAAAUUUUGAAGAAUUAUGUCAAGAGUACCUAUAGCUAUCAUUUAAAUGAAAUAUUAGCAACGAUUGUAAAUGAGUACACUGACUGGGAGCGUCCUAUUCAGCAUCCUAUCAAUAUAAGGGAUGAAACACUGGAAGCAUUGAGCGACGCCCGUAUUGUGGCACCAGCGGUGCAAACGGUCGACCUGCACUCGGCUGACCAUCGGAACUCAUUCCUGUAUGUGUUCGAUUACCAAACAAAGUUUGGUGAUUUUCCACAGCGGCAAGGCUGCAUCCACGGGGAAGAUCUGCCGUAUCUAUUCGGAGCACCGCUGGUCGGGGGAUUCAACCACUUCACCAGGAACUACACGAAAGCCGAGAUAGCGCUGUCGGAAGCGGUCAUGAUCUACUGGUCCAACUUUAUCCGCACGGGGAAUCCAAACGAGCAACUCGAAAACGACCACGUUCGUGAUAGAACGCGAUUCAAAAACAUCGAAUGGACGCCAUACGAAAGCGUGCACAAAAAGUAUCUAAAUCUAGAUACCAAGCCGAAGCUGAAAAACCAUUACCGGGCGCAUCGGUUGUCGUUUUGGUUGAAUCUGGUGCCAGAUUUGCAUAAACCCGGUGGCGAUGAUGUGCCCAGUUCACACCACGAGCUCGAAGAUGACGAAGAUGAGAACGUCCCAGUGCCGACAGUAAAACCGCUAAAUCCUCCCCAGCGGGAUCCUUUGAAUGCCAAUUCCAAUUUUUCCUUUUUAACCACACAAGUGUUUUCGCUGUUGAAUUUUUCCACUUACGGGAUUAACAAUAGCACUAGCCGUCAGAACGUUCAUAAGCCGAUUCCGGUGACGGCAGAAUCCUCUGAAGGGACAGACGAAGAUAGUGGCAGCUCGUCGCAAGAGGACGGUUUCGCUGCCUACAGCACUGCCCUGAGCGUGACGAUAGCAAUCGGAUGUAGUUUACUGAUACUGAACGUGCUGAUUUUCGCUGGUGUUUACUACCAACGAGACAAAACAAGGUUAAACGAACCGAGAAACAGUAAGAAGCGAAACGAGAACGGUCAGAUGCCGAACAAUAUCUGUGGAGAGCUGGAGAGCCUCACCAUCCACACAAAGAGCGAUCCGUCAACUAUACUGGGCCAUCAUCAUGCCUUACAGCAUCACCAGAUGCCACCUCCGGAGUUUGCCGAUCUACCACAGCGGGCGCCACCGCCUCCCAAGCACAUAAAAUCAGUUCCAGACGGGACAAUUCUCUCGCAACAUGCGCUCCAGCUAAUUGGAAGCAAUUGUGGCACAUUGACGAAGAAGAGCUGCGUCAAGUCCAACCUUGCCACCUCUAAUCAAGCCCAGAGUGCGAUGGACGAACUGCGGGUGUGACGUUAAGUAUCCUUUGCCAUCGAGGAGCAAUCUCGAUGCGAGCACCAGCACCAGCACCACCAUCACCAUCACUACCACCAUCACCAUAACCACCAACAACAGCAGCAGCAUCAGCAUCAGCCCCCAAGUCCUGCUGCCGAACAACAGCAGCACGAACAACAGCUGUAGGGUCGAAUUUGAAACGAAUCGAAAGCGGCACCGCCAAGUAAGUAUCACCCAAGUGGAACGCCAAGAACCGUUAUCAAUUAAUUCAUAAUUGAUGGGCGUAUUUAGGUAUAAAUAAAUUAUAAAUAAAUAAAUGUGUAAAUAAUACAUAGGAAAGGUACUGCACAACAGACAACAAGAGUCUUCUCAACCCCAUUCACUCGUAUCCUGAAAAUGACUCUUCCCUUCAUUCAAGGAUUUUAUACACGCGGAACGAGAAGAGAUGUGAAUAAUAAAUUGCACUACCAGCAUGCCGAACACUAGUAGUAGGACUAAACUCAGAUCCGUUAAGUUCUGUUCUGUUCCCUCUUUUUGCUCCAUAUCGAAUCGUUGUUGCGAUAAUUUAUCACCAGACCAAGCGGGAGAAAAUGAAGGCGUUAAUAAUUAACCCGUACACCGAUAUCAGCAAGAACCAAUGUUUUACGACGGCGGCAAAUCUUACUGUUGUCCUCAUCUUUGCCACCAUUUUCCUGUCAGAAAUUUAAUUCACGAAUGAUGGAUACCGGAUUCUGGAAAGUGGAAUCAAUCAAUUUUAGUUUUCCACGAGUUUCAGUCGGUUCGAAUGUGGAAUUUAAAUUGAUUGAAUUAAUUAUGCAUUAAGGCCAUCAGCUGAUCGAUUUGUGCACAUCAACCACAAACCAACGCCGAGCAAUUACUGUGCCCGGUCGCAGAUUGUGCAAAUAGAAUGUGUUAAGUAGGGUUGCAAUUGAAAAUAAAAACAUCUGGUUAAAAUUGCGUUUGACACUCAAUGAUCUAUAGCCUGGUUAUGUGGGCAGGAUUUUGUUUAUGUUAGGUAUUAUCCUCUUCUCUCGAGGCAGCCAGAACAUGUUGGGGUGUGGUCUACAAAGCAAGUAUCAUUUUCGAGUCUUCAGUAAAAAGUUUGUACUUGGAAAGCUCCUUGCUAUAGUUGGUAUCACAGUCUAGGGCCCAUAAGUGAAGUGAA